AUGGCUUCCCCCGGUUCCGGGGACCCCAGCCUGGCAGGUGUGUCCCCUCGUCCUGUAGCCACUGCAGGUGAGACGCAUGGUCCCGCCGCGACCCUGGAGCCCCCGUUCCUGGACAUCUACUGCGGGGAUGCACGGCUCUGGGAGGCGCACUUCCGCGGCAUCGGGCGCGCCUACUGCGUGCUGGGCAAGGAGGACGACUUCGCCAUCCGCGUGCUCACGGAGGACUUCACGCUGCCUUUUCCUUUCGCCUGGCCCCCGGGGCCCGACCCGGCCCGCGGGCCGCUCUUCUACGACCCGCGCGACCGCACGGGCUUCGACUUCCUGCUGCGGGGCCCGGACGCGCCGCCCCCCGCGCUGCUGCGGCCCCUGCACAACACGGCGCAGGCGGCGGCGCGCAGACGGCGCCUGGAGCAGCUGGCGCGGAGCACGUGCACGCGGGUGCCGGCCCCCGGCCCGGCCCCGCGCUGCCCCUGCCCGCGCCCACCGGCGGCAGCGCCUUCCCGGGGCCCGUGGGGCCUGAGGCCGCCUCCCCCGGCGGGGGCGCCCCCAGGCUGGGGCACCGGCAGCCUCGCCAGGUCGUUCGCAGCACCGCUGGCGCAGCAGCACAUGGGGCAGGGAUGUGACCUGUCCGCGUGCACGCGGGACCUCUGCUCCUGGAGCCCGCUGGGCAGCAGUGGGGGCUCUGAAUUCCGUGUUCAGCCUGGAAUGAGAGUGAGGGUGGAGGCCAGUGGCAGCCGCGCCUGUGAAGAGCUCAAGGCCGAGGGCACUUCCUGCCAGGGCGAGACCCCCUGGCGUCCUUUUUCCCUCUGCCACGUGACCGGUGGCACUGGGGACAGCGCCUCCUCCGCCACCCUGAGUCCCGGAAGCGCCUGCAGCGUGAGCGAGAAGUAG
Messenger RNA from Kogia breviceps (pygmy sperm whale), 891 nucleotides. It is a transcript of the gene C17H8orf90, whose product is annotated as chromosome 17 C8orf90 homolog. NCBI's taxonomy places the organism in Eukaryota, Metazoa, Chordata, Mammalia, Artiodactyla, Physeteridae. The record is from RefSeq and is a predicted model, not a curated record.